Molecule: messenger RNA, 1974 nt
Organism: Mollisia scopiformis
Lineage: Eukaryota; Fungi; Ascomycota; Leotiomycetes; Helotiales; Mollisiaceae
Exons: 3
Coding region: 1-1974 (657 amino acids)
Biological process (GO): negative regulation of toll-like receptor 9 signaling pathway; apoptotic process
Source: RefSeq, a predicted model, not a curated record
AUGAUAGGAAGUCAUGGCAGUACCUCCAAAAUACCCUAUUCUGGCGGUGCCUCGAACCUAGAUAACGAGUGUGGUCUCAAAGCCAGGGUAAAGCGGAAGGCAAAGCACAUUCUGCAUAUCGACUCGUCGUCGGGGGCAGAAGAAGAUGAGGAAUACCAAGCAGCAUUGGAUGAGCUUGAUAACAGCCCAGCUUUCAACACAUCCAAGUUCCUAAAUAGGACCCGGAUUGGGAAUUCGGGUAUCAAGGGUAAGGCUCUUGGCCUCGUCCAAGAGGCUGCAGCUGCUAUCGUCCAUCCUAAAGAAGCAAUCAAAACCCGAGCUACGAAGAAGACAGCCGGCACCCUUGCGAAGAGUCGUCCAUAUCUAUCACGGAAAGCAGAUUUGGAUUUCCUGGAGGCCCACGAUGAUUUGGAGCAAGCGGAAGGCAGAAGGGAUGACAGUGACGAUGAAGGGGCCUUCGACAGAAAGAAUGAAGGCAUCAAUCAAUGCGAGGAGCGUAUCGAAAACAUGGAAACAGCAAGACAGAACAUGAGAGUGGCAUGGAUCACUGCAAGACAUAUUCAGAGGGUACGAGUGGUGGAUGCUAUACCGCCUCUACCAUUCCCUGAUGACAACUUUUUCGAACAAGAGGACGACUGCGGGGUAUUGGAGUUUAAUUGGGGAAAGUGGAUUGCUUAUAAACUGCUACACGGCUCACAUGCAUUUUCGGCGCAAUAUAUUGACGACUUCCAAGAGCUUCCUUUCGAUAUUGAUACCCUUCGCAAGCAUGUUGAACGACUCAUCAUAGUCAGCGCACCCGUGCAGACUUUGCUUUUGGAUAUACGGCGUAUAUAUAGAUGGGAAAAACCUUGGCGAACCGGCAAAAUCAUGGCGUUAUACUUCAUUCUUUGGUACAUGUCGCAUAUUAUGACUUUCUUGUAUGGCUACAUCUUGUACUCGACGAUUAUGAAUUACUACUACCCCCGAUCCUUGGAGGCAUUACGACAAGGUAUAACCAGGAGUCUCGACCGUGGAGCUACCGCAUUCAAAGUCGGUGAGCUCAUGGACAAACAUGGAUCAGAUGACUGGCUUGGUCCGUUGAUGGAAGAACUUGGUGCGUUCAUCCAAGUCCAAAUUGCCGAUCUGGCUUCCUUCUUCGAAGCUACCUACAACUUCUACCAUUUUCGCUCUCCUCCGGCCACAUUUGCAACUCUCUGCCUGAUUGCUUCAUUGUUUCUUGUCAGCGUGCUGACUGAUUCUCGGUUCGCUCUGAGACUCUUCUGGUUCUUCAUUGGCCUCACAUUUUUCAUCUGCUGGCCUAUUUCGUCGCUGUAUCCUCGAUAUCGCUUUCUCGUUUCACCUCUGAAAUGGGCACUGUGGGAAGUUCCUAAUCAUUCGGAAUGGUGUUUUCGAUUUCUACAAGAUCGUGCCGCUGUUGUGCGACAGGCGAUCCUGCGCCAUGAAGCAGGCGACAUCCACGACGAACAACUAUCAUGCGUGCCAGGAACAGGUAGCGAUGCGGAUUCAUUUGCGACGUGCCGAAGUAUAUCACUUGACGAGCAGCGGGACAUUCUGAGCUUCGGUUGCACUUAUUGUCACAUGCCAGGACAGUUCAUCAUUUCCACCCACGGCAUUCGUUUCGCUACUUCUCUCGCUAAAUCUCUUCCGCACGAAAGCUUUGACAAGCCGUUCGCCGAUCUUGUUGAGAUGUCCAAAAGACAAACCCGGUCGUCGGUGCUGAGUCCUUUAGCGAAAGUCACCACAGGCAUGGACAAGCUUGAGUUGAGAUUCAGGGGCAAAGGAGGUGGGGCCGGGAUGCAUGGCAUGGGAGAGCAAGAAGAUGCUGAAAUCGUGCUCCUGGAAAAUAUGCGGAGAAGAGAUAAAGCUUUCAAUGCCGUUGUUGCGUUCAGUGGGGUCCGAUGGCAGCAUCUACAGCAGCGCCCGAGCAAACUGAGGCCAGAAGAAAAGAAAGGGGACAGCCUCACGGACAAGUGA